UCCACAGUGUUGUCGAUGGAGACCUUGAUGUGGGACAUGAAGCACUUCAUGAUCACCAAUGCUAAGGCUAUAGAAGAACGGUUUAAAAAGAGCGCAUACAUGGGUCCACUGUUUGUCAGAACGCUGUCUGGAGGCGGAGUGAUCUGUUGGUCAGUACAGCGGUCCACUGUUUGUCAGAACGCUGUCUGGAGGCGGAGUGAUCCGUUGGGCAGUACAGCGGUCCUGACGGCGAAUCCAUCCCGGAGUCUUCGGCCAUCAGGGACCACGGAAGAAGCUGAUUUCUGUUUUCAAACGAUGGAGAACACCGGGGACAAUGAAGUGUAUUCUACAGGCACUGUCAACAAUGACAAAUAUUCUCCUGAAAGUGAAGCAGAAGCAGAAGAGGAACCAUCACCACUCACUCGGUCUCGACUGUAUUUGUUGGGUUUGGGGAUCUUUGGUGCCUUGGUAGCUGGAACAGUCAUCUACAUGAGUGUAAAGAUGGCCGUCCAAAGGGAAAACAUCAAUGACCUUACAACAGAAAGAAAGAUACUGAUUAAGGAAAGAAAGAUGAUGCAGAACCAAGAGCUGGGCCAAGACAAUGACAAAGGGUGUUACAUGUGUCUGGAUGACUGGAUUCUCUACAAGGACAAAUGGUACCUGUUUUACGACAAACCAGCUCCUUGGAUGACCUGGGAACAAAGUCGAAGGUUCUGUCAGGAUAGAGGAGCAGAUUUGGUUGUAAUUGAUGAUCUGCAGGAGCAGGAAUUUGUCAGUAAACACAUCAAGUACUACCAUAGUAAACACAAUGGAUACUGGAUAGGACUACAACAGGUUAACAACACCUGGACCUGGGUUGAUGGACGUGUAGACACUCUUGGGUUCUGGGUGAAGAAUUCGAUCUCUACUCCUGGACUGUAUGUAAUCGUGAUUCCAGAACGAAAUCCCAAAGAAUGCUGGUCAAAGGAAGAGAAUGUGUUUGAGAACAAAUUCAUUUGUGAGCGUGAUGUUCGCAAAUUUUAAUGCAACUGACUGUUCUCUUAAAGUUUCAUGCAGGAGUGCUCAGCUGUGUCACAAAUGUGUAUAUACAGUGCAUUUCAUCAUGACUUUAAUAAUC
This is a messenger RNA of Gambusia affinis (western mosquitofish), 1096 nucleotides long. RefSeq names its product C-type lectin domain family 4 member A-like. The record is from RefSeq and is a predicted model, not a curated record. The transcript is spliced from 9 exons. NCBI's taxonomy places the organism in Eukaryota, Metazoa, Chordata, Actinopteri, Cyprinodontiformes, Poeciliidae. The coding region runs from base 16 to 1002 and encodes 328 amino acids.